Nerophis lumbriciformis (worm pipefish) is the source of this 1149-nucleotide messenger RNA. NCBI's taxonomy places the organism in Eukaryota, Metazoa, Chordata, Actinopteri, Syngnathiformes, Syngnathidae. The record is from RefSeq and is a predicted model, not a curated record.
CUUUUGUGCAAUGUAGCCACUUCCAUUAUGGUGGCUUUUCCAGCUUCCCUUACAGAGGAAGAAGAGGCUUUGCAAAAGAAGUAUGCUAAGCUCAAGAAAAAGAAAAAAGCACUGCUUGCUCUCAAGAAGCAGAAUACUACCAAUCAAGCAAAUCCGAGUGGAUUAAAACGGACACUGUCAGAUCAGCCUGUUGUCGACACGGCGACGGCAACCGAGCAAGCCAAGAUGUUAAUCAAGUCAGGUGCCAUCAGCGCCAUAAAGUCAGAGAACAAAAACUCUGGUUUUAAACGUUCUCGUAUGCUGGAGAUAAAACUAAAGGACCCUGAAAAAGGGCCAGUUCCAGCUUUCCUACCAUUCCAAAGGAGCGUUUCUACAGAUGAAGAGCAACCUGAGUCUGGAAGGAGAUCCCAUAGGAAGUCACUAUAUGAAAGCUUCGUCAGUUCGAGUGACAGAUACCGCGAUGAGGAAGACGGAGGCGGAAUGUCCUCCAACCGAGAGAUGGACAGAGACCGCGAGCGAGAUCGGGAGAGGGAGCGCGAUCGCGACAGAGAGCGAGAACGGGACAGGGACCGCGAGCGGGAUAGAGAGCGAGAACGGGAGCGGGACAGAGAACGGGAGCGGGACAGGGAUCGAGAACGGGACAGGGAUCGAGAACGGGACAGGGAUCGGGAACGGGACAGGGCCAACGAACGGGAAAAGGACAGGGAAAGAGAUCGCGGCGGUGAGAUGGAUCGGGAACGUGAGGGAGACCGAGAGCGAGAUGGCACGUUCAGAAGGUCGGAUUCAUAUCCCGAGCGCAGAGUGAGAAAAGGGAAUACGGUGUACGUUUAUGGCUCAGGGUUGUCCGAAGACAGUAUGCGCUCUGCUUUUGCUCAACAUGGAAAUAUCAUCGACCUAUCCAUGGACAACCCACGCAAUUGUGCAUUCAUUACUUUUGAGAAGAUGGAGUCUGCAGACCAGGCAGUCGCUGAGCUGAACGGGAGCACAGUCGGAGACGUUCACGUUAAAGUCAGCAUUGCCAGAAAGCAACCCAUGUUGGAUGCCGCCACUGGGAAGUCCGUGUGGGCUUCUCUGGCUGUGCAUAACAGCACCAAAGGCUCUUACAGGGAUAAGAGGAACCAGGUCGUGUACAGUGAAGAUUUCCUGUAG